UGUCAUUUUAUUUUAGAAAUAGGAAUUCAUGAGUCGAACAUGGAUGAUCUCAAUUCCAUCGAAAAACACGAAUAAUGGCUUCGUCUGUACAAAAUAACAGAGCAUCGCCUUCGGGCUACUGUAUGUGUUGCAGAGUGUGUAAUAACGUGUGCUGGCGAGCGUUUAAAUGGAUCCCUGUACUCUUGAUAGUGUCUAUCAUAACUUGGUCAUAUUAUGCCUACGUUAUUCAGUUAUGCAUUUUUACAAUUGAGAGUACGGUGCAGCAAGUGCUUUAUCUUAUAGUCUACCACAUCGUACUGUUCAUGUUCGCCUGGUCAUAUUGUCGUACAAUUUUUGCACAAAUUGAACCCAUACCAGAAAAGUUUAAGUUACCAGAGGAAGAAAUAGAGCGAUUACUCAGCGCAGAUUCAGAAGAAGCGCAGAGACAGAUCUUAGACAACUUCGCCAAGGAUCUCCCUAUAGUGACAAGGACAAUGUCAGGCUCAGUGCGAUAUUGCAACCGCUGCGUUUUAGUCAAGCCGGACAGAGCGCACCACUGCAGCCUCUGCGGGCGUUGCGUGCUUAAGAUGGACCAUCACUGCCCCUGGGUCAAUAAUUGCGUGUGCUUCCACAACUACAAGUUCUUCAUGUUGUUCCUGGGCUAUGCGCUGGUGUAUUGCACCUUCGUCAUGGCUACCUGCCUGCCUUAUUUCAUUAAAUUUUGGAGGGGAGGAGAUUUCGGCAACGCGGCGAACGCGGGCCGGUACCACAUUGUGUUCGCGUUCUUCGUGGCGCUCAUGUUCGGGAUCUCACUGGGCUCGCUGUUCGGGUACCACUGCUAUCUCGUCGCCACCAACAGGACGACUUUAGAGGCGUUCCGAGCGCCCAUGUUCCGUGGAGGCGUGGACAAGAAUGGCUUCUCCAUAGGCGCCUACGGGAACUUCAAGGAGGUGUUCGGAAACCAGCCUUGCCUGUGGCUGGUACCCGUGUUCACAAGCUUCGGAGACGGCAUCGCGUUCCCGCUGCCGAUCCCCGAGGAAGACACCGAGUCUCUGCUGAGCUCCGAGCGCUGGGACCGCUGGGGCGAGCGCGCGCGGCCCUUCGACGAGCGAGAGAGCUCCUCCUUCGACGAACUAUGAGUGUAAGCUAUGGUGUCCACUUUACAACGGUUUUACUAGAGCUGGGCGCCACUGAUUGUAAAACUAGUUAGGGUAAUUCAAGUCAGGAUAACCAAAAGUUGAGGUAAACAACUAAACAGGCAGUCCCUGAAGUCUCUGCUGAGUUCUGGGGUAAAGGAGUAGGUAUAUUCGAUGAGCGAAAGAGCUUAUCGUUAAGUGAACUAUGGUGUAAGCGGCGGUGUCCGCUUUAAAACGGUUUUACUAGAAUUGGGCGCCACUGUUACAAAACAAUUUAGGGCCAUUAAAAGUUGGAGGAAAAAGGUAGUCUCUGGGGUAAAGGUGUAGGUAUAUUCGAUGAGCGAGAGAGCUUAUCGUUAGGUGAACUAUGAUGGUAAGCUGUGUCCUCUUUACAACGGUUUUACUAGAUCUGGGCGCCACUGUUUCUAAAACAAGGUAGGGUAGGGCCAAACGAGCAAGGCCAUUCGAGCAUAUGACGAGCGAUAGGUGCGAUGCCUGAUUUUUUAAGGGAAAACUUCUACCCCUAAUAAACACUGGUAUCGAUGGGGCGAACGUACACGACCGUUGGCCGAAUUGUUAUAAAAUGAAAGCGUUAAGUACCUACAGUCACCGGCAUAAAAUAAGUGAUGAUUUUUGUACAUUGUCACAUUAACAUCUUGUUUGAAAUGUCAUACGAGGUUGUCAAAUGAAUAAAAGCGACUAAGUACAGAAAUCAUCACUUAUUUAUGCCGAUGUCUGUACCUAUUUAAACUGUGUGACUUAGAUUUGUGGGAUGCUUAAGUACUUAUAAAACAUUCCAAUACAGUAUUGACAUGUAACUAACUCUACUUACCGUUAGACGACAUAAGAUCCGACAAAGUACAAUUUCGGAAUCUCGAUUUAUUAAAUUCCUACGUACAGUCGAGCUACAUCUACACGAACAAAAAUAUCGGCAGGUAUAGUGGGCCAACAAAGUGGUCUACCAGUUUUGACAAAAUUUUCUGUGAGCUUUAACGAUCGCUAAGGUUGACUUGACAUAUGGCAUGACGUAAGUAUCAUAUAUAGACGGAGCAAUUGUCACUGACAUAAUAUUAUUGCAAUGGGAAAUCGACCUUGUUGUCUCAUGACGUUCAAACGAACCUCAACCCUAGGGUGGUAAACCACAUUUUUGGUCGACUGUACCUACAGCCUUUAAUGCUCAUAAAUAGUAUAGGAGUCGUGUUCAGAUAUUUUUGUUCCAGUUAGUGCGUUUUCACGUUAUCCGAUCCGCUAUCGGAUGUCGGAUAUAUUUAAGACGGCAUCUUUGAUUUUUUCCUUUUAAAUCCUUCCUACAUCGGAUAUCGGAUCGGAUAAUGUGAAAACGCACUAACUCCAUAGAUGUAACUGAACGUGACUGUACCUAUACCUACUUAUACGUUCACUGGCAAUAACAUCACACAGAAAGAAGGAUGCAAAAAUAUCGUGCACAAUUUUAUUCCUAGAACCAUACGUGUGUAUCAAAUAUGUAUACAGCCUUAUUUUUGUACGAUGUUAUUGCCGGUGACUGUACGUACAGGAAUGUUUCACUUCUAGAGUCGUAUUAGGGCCAUUUUUUUCAAAGUCGCCCACCCCACUUUUUUUUGCAUUUGGAAUUUUUAAUGUGGUUUCCACUUA
This is a messenger RNA of Leguminivora glycinivorella, 2747 nucleotides long. RefSeq names its product palmitoyltransferase ZDHHC2. The transcript is spliced from 7 exons. Gene Ontology annotation, cellular component: endoplasmic reticulum; Golgi apparatus. Lineage: Eukaryota; Metazoa; Arthropoda; Insecta; Lepidoptera; Tortricidae. Gene Ontology annotation, molecular function: protein-cysteine S-palmitoyltransferase activity. Bases 75 to 1118 code for a protein of 347 amino acids. Gene Ontology annotation, biological process: protein targeting to membrane; peptidyl-L-cysteine S-palmitoylation; synaptic vesicle maturation. The record is from RefSeq and is a predicted model, not a curated record.